AAAAAAAAAAAAAAAAAAAAAAAAAUCCCGAUCCUCUUAAAAAAGUUGAAGAGUCAAACCUCUCGAGUUCUCUCUCUCUCAGAAGUAGAAGAAGAAGACGAUGAAGAAGGGAACGGUGUACUCAUGGGGAUCGGCGAUUAUAAUCUUCAUAGUUCUCAUGAUCGUCACUCCCACGAUUCCUCAAUCUCAGGCUUACCACGAUUUCGCCGAUCAACGCUCCUUCUUGUGGAUCCCAAAUACUCUCAACGUCAUUUCGAACUUCCCUUUCCUUAUCAUCGGCCUAAUUGGUCUCGUCCUCUGCUUUUUCCCUGGAAAUUACUUCAGAUUUAGUUUGCGUGGUGAAAGAAUAGGAUGGACUUGCUUUUACGCUGGUGUUGCUGCUGUUGCUUUUGGAUCUUCUUACUAUCAUCUUCACCCUAACGAUGAUACUCUCCUCUGGGAUCGUCUUCCUAUGACUAUUGCUUUCACAUCAAUCAUGGCUAUCUUUGUAAUCGAGAGGAUUGAUGAGCAUAAGGGUACUUACUCCAUUUUCCCUUUGCUUCUUGCUGGCCUUGUUAGCAUUUUCUAUUGGAGGUUUUUCGAUGACCUUAGACCAUAUGCUGUAGUACAGUUUGUUCCUUGCAUUGCCAUUCCGUUGAUGGCUAUUCUCUUGCCUCCAAUGUAUACUCAUUCUACGUAUUGGCUCUGGGCUGCAGGAUUCUAUCUCUUAGCCAAGGUUGAAGAAGCUGCGGAUAAGCCUAUCUAUAGCUGGACUCAUCAUAUUAUUAGUGGGCAUUCUCUGAAGCAUUUGUCCGCUGCUAUGGUCCCUGUCUUCCUUACCCUCAUGCUUGCAAAAAGAACCGUUCAAACCGAGAGGACUAGCUUGUAUAAAACAUGGAAGAUAUCAUGGGCAAGGAGUAAAGGGAAAGGAUCCGAGGAAGAGAGGUUUGAUCAUAGCUACUCCAACGUUGCAGCCGAAGAGACUCGAUAGAGGUUAUGCUGGUGACUCUUGUAUAAUGUAAGAUCUUUCUACUUUUGAUAGUUGUGUUUAAGAUUACUGGCUAAUAGAAUUAGUUUAUAGGAAGUACAGGUUGAUAAUCCGUCCAAUUGGAAAUUGAUGUUACACCCUUUCGUUUAUACUCAUGAGCUGUAAUCGAUCAUUCACAGUGCCCUUUUGUUUCCAAUC
Capsella rubella is the source of this 1165-nucleotide messenger RNA. RefSeq lists its product as uncharacterized. NCBI's taxonomy places the organism in Eukaryota, Viridiplantae, Streptophyta, Magnoliopsida, Brassicales, Brassicaceae. The record is from RefSeq and is a predicted model, not a curated record. Bases 101 to 970 code for a protein of 289 amino acids. The transcript has 7 exons.